CGCCCCCGCCGCGGCGGCGGGCGCCACUCGGCCGCCGGUGGCCUCGGCGGCGGCAGCGGCGGCAGGAUGCGGGCGGGCCGCGGCGCGGCGGGCGGGGAGGCAGCGGCCGAGGAGGAGGCGGCCGAUGGGGCCAAGCGCGGCGGGGCGGCGGCGGCGGGGCGGGCGAGGGGCCGCGGCGGGAAGGGGUCCCCGAACGGCGAGUGCCGUCGCGGGGAACCUCCGCGCAGCCCCGGCCCGGAGCCGCCCCGCGAGCCCAAGGUCUCCUUCUCCUGCGGCGGCGGCGGCGCAUCCCCCGGCGGGGCCAAGGCGGCCGAGGAGGGGGCGAGCGAGGAUGCGGCCGAGGAGGUCCGCGGGAGCCAGGCCAGCUUCAUGCAGCGGCAGUUCGGGGCGAUGCUCCAGCCCGGCGUCAACAAGUUCUCGCUGCGGAUGUUCGGCUCGCAGAAGGCGGUGGAGAGGGAGCAGGAGCGCGUCAAGUCGGCGGGGGCCUGGAUCAUCCAUCCCUACAGCGACUUCAGAUUUUACUGGGACUUCACGAUGCUGCUCUUCAUGGUCGGCAACCUGAUCAUCAUUCCCGUGGGCAUCACCUUCUUCAAGGAGGAGACCACGGCCCCCUGGAUCGUGUUCAACGUGGUCUCUGACACCUUCUUCCUGAUGGACCUGGUGCUGAACUUCCGCACAGGGAUUGUCAUUGAGGACAACACAGAGAUCAUCCUGGACCCCGAGAAGAUCAAGAAGAAGUACCUCAAGACCUGGUUUGUGGUGGAUUUUGUCUCCUCCAUCCCUGUGGACUACGUUUUCCUCAUCGUGGAGAAGGGCAUCGACUCGGAGGUCUAUAAGACGGCGCGCGCCCUGCGCAUCGUCCGGUUCACCAAGAUCCUCAGCCUCCUGCGGCUCCUGCGCCUCUCCCGCCUCAUCCGCUACAUCCACCAGUGGGAGGAGAUCUUCCACAUGACCUACGACCUGGCCAGCGCGGUGAUGAGGAUCAUCAACCUCAUCGGGAUGAUGCUGCUGCUCUGCCACUGGGACGGCUGCCUGCAGUUCCUGGUGCCCAUGCUGCAGGAUUUCCCCCAGAACUGCUGGGUCUCCAUCAACGGGAUGGUGAACGACUCCUGGAGUGAGCUGUACUCCUUCGCCCUCUUCAAGUCCAUGAGCCACAUGCUCUGCAUCGGCUACGGGAAGCAGGCGCCCGAGAGCAUGACGGACAUCUGGCUGACCAUGCUGAGCAUGAUCGUGGGGGCCACCUGCUACGCCAUGUUCAUUGGCCACGCCACCGCCCUCAUCCAGUCCCUGGACUCGUCCCGGCGCCAGUACCAGGAGAAGUACAAGCAGGUGGAGCAGUACAUGUCCUUCCACAAGCUGCCCGCUGACUUCCGCCAGAAGAUCCACGACUACUACGAGCAUCGCUACCAGGGCAAGAUGUUUGAUGAGGACAGCAUCCUGGGGGAGCUCAACGAGCCCCUGCGGGAGGAAAUCGUGAACUUCAACUGCCGCAAGCUGGUGGCCUCCAUGCCGCUGUUUGCCAACGCCGACCCCAACUUCGUCACGGCGAUGCUCACCAAGCUGAAGUUUGAGGUGUUCCAGCCGGGCGACUACAUCAUCCGAGAGGGCACCAUUGGCAAGAAGAUGUACUUCAUCCAGCACGGCGUGGUCAGCAUCCUCACCAAGGGCAACAAGGAGAUGAAACUCUCUGAUGGUUCCUACUUUGGGGAGAUCUGCUUGCUGACCCGUGGCCGGCGCACGGCCAGUGUCCGUGCAGACACCUACUGCCGCCUCUACUCGCUCUCAGUGGACAACUUCAACGAGGUGCUGGAGGAGUACCCCAUGAUGAGACGGGCCUUUGAGACUGUGGCCAUCGACCGUCUCGACCGCAUCGGGAAGAAGAACUCGAUCCUGCUCCACAAAGUGCAGCACGACCUCAACUCAGGUGUCUUCAACAACCAGGAGAACGAGAUCAUCCAGGAGAUCGUCAAGUACGACCGGGAGAUGGUGCAGCAGGCGGAGCUGCAGCAGCACACGGCCAUGUACAGCCCCGUCCAGCCCCAGGUCACCUCUGCCAUCGCCACCCUCCAGCAAGCCGUCGCCAUGAGCUUCUGCCCGCAGAUGGCCAGCCCGCUGGUGGGCUCCAUGGCGCUGGGCUCGCCCCGCAUGAUGCGCCGCUUGCAGUACGCCCAGGCCGUGCCCAGCCCCUUCGCCAUGUCCCCCGUCCUGCUGCAGCAGAGCCCCCCGCCGCAGCCGCAGCCCCCCGUGCCCCACGCCAACCCCUCGCCCUCGCAGGACCCGGCGCAGCCCACGGCCCUGCCCGCCUCCACCAGCGCCUUCGCCGCGGCCGCGGCCAGCCCGCCAUCCCAAAGCCCGCUGGCCAGCCGGACGUUCGCCUACGGAGGCGCCCCAGGGCCGCUGGGCUCGCAGCUGUCCCUCAGCCAGCAGCCAGCGCCCAGCUCGCCCCAGCGCCUGGCCGCCCACAAGAGCACACAGGCGCUGCACACCAGCAGCCUCAGCCAGGAUUCGCGGCCCCUCUCGGCCUCGCAGCCCUCGCUGCCCCACGGGCUGGCGGCCGGCAGCACCCAGAGCCCCCCGGCCUCUGCCCGCGAGUCCAGCACCUCCAUCGGGGGGGGCCCGGCUGCCGCCUCGCCGGGUCCCGGCCCUCCGGCCGGGCUGCGGGGCCCGGCACCCUCACGGGGGGCCCCGGCCCACCCGGCGCCCACGGGCUCGGGGCUGACACCGCCGCCCGCCCUGCCGCAGGACUCGGCGGCGGCCCGCAAGGAUUCGGCGUCCAGCACGCCCGACACGGACCCGGCCAAGUCCAGGCUGUCUUCCAACUUGUGACCUCCGCGCCAGGCACGGGGACACGCGGCGGCAGGGAGGGAGCCCCAAAUCACCCCGUGCCCGCCCUGUGCCGCCGGGUGAGGGCCACGGCCGCACCACCGGCGCCAGCCCCACUCCCCGGUCCCUCCUGCCGCCCGC
Molecule: messenger RNA, 2964 nt
Organism: Prinia subflava (tawny-flanked prinia)
Lineage: Eukaryota; Metazoa; Chordata; Aves; Passeriformes; Cisticolidae
Gene: HCN2
Product: hyperpolarization activated cyclic nucleotide gated potassium and sodium channel 2
Exons: 8
Coding region: 67-2826 (919 amino acids)
Biological process (GO): sodium ion transmembrane transport; regulation of membrane depolarization; potassium ion transmembrane transport
Cellular component (GO): axon; dendrite; HCN channel complex
Molecular function (GO): voltage-gated potassium channel activity
Source: RefSeq, a predicted model, not a curated record